CGGGGAGUGGACCGCCACAAUAGUAUGACGUUUUUCACAAAACGGAUGUCACGUGUUUAUGUACGAAAGCACUGUUUUCGAUUUUCUUCUGCUGCUUGUGAAUGCUGACCGAACACUAUCCACUAGUGAGCUGUCCAAGAUAACAACAUGGGUGAGAGGAAAGGACAAAACCACUACUACCCUCCAGAUUUUGACCCACAAAAGCAUGGCUCUCUCAAUGGUUACCAUGGAACCCACGCCUUACGUGAGAGGGCCAGGAAACUGUCCCAGGGCAUUCUUAUCAUCCGGUUUGAAAUGCCGUAUAACAUAUGGUGUGAUGGCUGUAAGAAUCAUAUUGGAAUGGGUGUGCGUUACAAUGCUGAGAAGAAGAAAGUGGGGAACUACUACACCACGCCAAUCUACAGGUUCAGGAUGAAGUGCCACCUGUGUGUGAACUACAUAGAGAUGCAGACGGACCCAGCCACCUGUGACUAUGUCAUUGUGACCGGGGCGCAGAGGAAGGAGGAACGAUGGGACAUGGCCGACAACGAACAGAUCCUGACCACUGAGCAUAGUGAGAAGGAGAAGUUGGAGACUGACCCCAUGUACAAGCUGGACCACGGUGGGAAGGACAAGGAGAAGCUGAGGAAGGCACUGCCCUCCCUGUCCGAGCUGCAGGACCACAAGGCUGGAUGGAAGGAUGACUUUGUGCUCAACAGCACCCUCCGCAGGAAGUUCAGGACUGAGAAGAAAGUAAUGGCGGAGGAGGAAGAAAAAGACAACUGUGUGAGGAAAAGGACAAAUCUGUCCAUCCCUCUGUUGCCCGAGAAAGAGGAGGACAGAAAACUGGCAGCGCUGCUCACCUACACAGCCCCAGACUCCUACGAUGACCGGCAGCAGUACAAGCGGAAGGAGAUCUCUAGCCGCUCCUGGUUCAGUUCCCCCGCCCGGCCGACGGGGAGUCCUGUCGGGAGUCUUCUCCAGAAGCUGGGUCUACAGGGGAAGGGCCCGUCGCUCGCCAGGGCCCCGGGCCCCUCACAGACGGCCCUGAGUCCCCACCGUCUCAUACGCAGGAGGACUGAGGGCUCUGGCUGCCGACGAGACACCUGUGCUACAGUCUCACGCAGGAUAUCUGAUCCAGGACCCAACGAUCCAGGACCCAACGAUCCAGGACCCAACGAUCCAGGACCCAACGAUCCAGGACCCAACGAUCCAGGACCCAACGAUCCAGGACUCAACGAUUUAGGACCCAACUCCACAGGACUCAACGAUCUAGGAGCCGACAACCCUGGAUGCAGUCUCUCUGAGGGGGGGUGGGAGCUUGGCUUGGCUCCAACACAGAGGACUGGGGCGACAGAUCUGGCAGUUGAACAACCCGAGCAGGGACUGGAAAUGGAGGAAAGGAAUCAGACGGCUAACACCACAGAGGAAGACAGAGGACAAUGGAAAGGAGGGGAUUGUGGGACGGUAUUGGGGGACAGUAAUAGCUCGGUACUAAAGGCAUCGCUGGUUGUUGACUACAGUGACACCUCUGACUCAGACCCUGGACAAUGAGGAUGGACAUUGAACUAUUUGCUUUGUAUUUGAGAAACCGGUCCCUUGCUCUUUGGGCGAACUUUGUUUGUUUAACUGAAUAAAUGUAAAACUCUGUGUACAUUUGUGACGGAACUGAAAAGGAGAAGUUAAUUUUCAACGUACCUGCGCGUGUUUGUUCCUGUUUUAUUAUUGAGGAAAAUAAUGCAUUUGGCUAGUCCUCCCUUUGAAAAUAAUCUUUAUCAGGGUUAGCUCUUAGGUCCCCACAAUGAUAGAAAGACAAAUGUGCGGGUCUGAUUUUGUUGGGAAAUUGUAUUUCAACAGAUGCUGUGGUCAGUGAAUAUACUGUGCACAAACUCUCUCCUGCACUAAAUUCACAAUGUCUGAUUUUUCUGCUGGUUUUGGUGUGAAAUAAAAUCUCUUCCACGAUUGAAAA
Molecule: messenger RNA, 1948 nt
Organism: Esox lucius (northern pike)
Lineage: Eukaryota; Metazoa; Chordata; Actinopteri; Esociformes; Esocidae
Gene: yju2b
Product: coiled-coil domain containing 130
Exons: 11
Coding region: 148-1533 (461 amino acids)
Biological process (GO): mRNA splicing, via spliceosome
Cellular component (GO): U2-type spliceosomal complex; post-mRNA release spliceosomal complex
Source: RefSeq, a predicted model, not a curated record